Messenger RNA from Penaeus vannamei (Pacific white shrimp), 1600 nucleotides. NCBI's taxonomy places the organism in Eukaryota, Metazoa, Arthropoda, Malacostraca, Decapoda, Penaeidae. The record is from RefSeq and is a predicted model, not a curated record.
CUUCCAAGACGCCGUGGACUUGGUUCGAGGACGUCUUGGCGCGAGGGUCCUUGCGCCCGGUUCUCUUGGCGUCCGUGCAGUGCAGGUGAACAGAGAGAGAGAGAAAGAGAGACAGAAAGUGAAGGUGAAUUGAAAUAAGCGGAGAGGAAAGGUGUUCAAGAUGUUCGCCUGCUUCGGGCUGAAGGCGAAGCACAAGCGGCUCUCUCCCGCCCAGUCGGAGAUCGAGCUGUGCGCGCCCCUCAAUGGGUCCGCGCGCUCGCCCUUCCACCGCUCGCCCACGCCCCACGGCACGCCCCUCCCCAAGCGCGCCUCCUUCAGGAGAAAGAAGAAGCGGCCGUCGGAAGCGGAGACUCGCCUAGACGCCGAGUACCCGGUGAAGGCGGCGCGGCCAGGUGGACCUACCAGCGGACCGCGCGGGCCGCACGUGGGCCAUGGCGGCAGUGGGCCGGGCCAGCAGCAUCCGGUGCCGCAUGCAGAGCAGCUGCGGCGCCUGGAGGCCGAGGUGGCGGCCCGGGCGGCGGAGGUGAAGGCGGCGCGAGCGGAGCGGGACCAGGCCGGACGCGGCGUCGAGGCGCUGUCCGUCAUCAUCCAUCAUCUCACCCACACCUACGAACCGUUCUCUACGCCACGGCUGAAGGCGGAGGUGGUGAGACUGACGGCGCAACUCACUGAAGCCAGACUCAACCUUGACGAGAGCACAGCAGCAGUGCGCAGACUCCAGGAGGCAGCGGAGAAGAGCGCGAGCGAGCAUGAGCAGAAGGCGCAGCAGCUGGAACAGAAGCACCGACAGACCCUCGAGCAGAUUAACAAGCAGCACCAGCAUGAACUCGAUCUGGUUCUGGAGAAACAGCGCAAAGAUAUGGCCAAGUUCGCAGAGGAGCAACAGGCACAGAGGGAAGACCUUAGUCGUGCCCACUCUGCUGAACUGGAGCAGAUGGAAGCAGAAUGGCGCAGUAAGCUAGAUGUUCAACAUGAAAAACACCUGUGUGCUGUCCAGGAACUCAACACACGACACACACAGAAGCUUCGCGAACUGGAAUCCUCGAGGCGUGCCCGGGAGUCUGAACUGGAAAUGGCCAACGAGAGAUUACUCCAGGAACAGGAAGCCCUGAAGCUGCAAUCUAAGAAGCUGGAGGAGACGCUGCUGAAUGAUACUGAUCACAGAUUGCUGGCCUUGAGGAAAAUGUGCUCCUCUCUCAAGAGUGAGGUUGAGUCUCUAAAGACAGUGGUGGAGAUGAGAAAUGCCGAGAUCCAUGAACUACGCGGCCAGGUGGUAGAAAUGGACAGGCUAACCAAUGACCUGGAAUUAGCCAGAGAAAAGUCGAAGGCCCUCCAGGCUAAGACUGAGGAUCUCCAGGCACAAAUGGAGAAGAGAUCUAUGUCUGAAAGACAUUUGGUCAAUGAACACAGACUUUUAAUCGAGACCUACCAGAGAGAGUCCAACAUCAACAAACGGCUGAGCCUAGAGAAUGAGGAACUAGCAUGGAAACUCCGACAGCGAGAGGAGAUCAUGUCAACAUCGAUGCCUUCCUCUACCCUUGGUAUGUUUGCUUUCUUAGCUGUCCUAAACAAAAACAGCUGCUAGAACAAUAUCUAUAAU